AUGGGAGAAAGAGUUAUUCUCAGCUCACAAGGGCGACUUAGGCCUCAAUUGGUGUUGUUAGGAGCCCUCGACAGUGUUCCGAUGCGGCUGUAUGGUGUCAGUGCGUUCGUCCAUGGCGAUGAAAUGCGUAGAGAAAAUAAGAGAAGAUGGACACAUGAGUUUACAUGGUUUGGAGUCUCUCAUUUCUCAUUGUACAAUGGUAGUUCAUAUACAUUUACUGGAGGAAAAUCGGUCAUUGGAGCUCCCUGUUCUCAGUGCGCGAUAGCUUCUAUUUCUCCUUAUGUCGAACAACAAUCACUUCUGUGUGUUAAUCAGUCCCUGUUCUUGUCCGCUCUUGCUGCUGCAAUCGACUGCAAAGACCGUGAGGAAAAGGGAGAAGAAUUUCAGUUCCUUCUUCACUCUCUCUUUUUGUGUGUCCAAAUGGGUGAACCAAACCAAGGAAAGACUUCGCAAGCCAACCUUUCCAAGCAAACCGAUGGAAAACCAGGAAGUCUCAUGCUGACAUUCUCGUCUAAGAAUCCCAAGCACACCGAAUUACCCAAUGCUAAACCAAAACUAGACCUCAGUCUCGGACUCUCUUUGGGUGGAGUUCACCGUGAACACUUCAAAGAAAAGCCUGUAAUCCGGUCAUCCUCGAACGCUGGGAUGAUAACCGAGAAGGUAAACACCGGUGAACCCAACUCGGCCAUGCAGGGCGUCUUUUUAUCUUUUCAGAGAUCUUGCUCGCUGCCGGUGGAGAAUAAGCAAAGGGAGAUUAUGAUCAAGGACUUGCCGGCAAAGAAGAGAAUAGAGGCCCAGAGGAGUCUGGUGGAGAAGCAGAGGAAAGGCGGCAUGGCAGCCAUUGAGAAAGAAAAUCCUUCAGCUGAGAAGGCGGUGCCGCCGUCGCCGACGUAUGACGUGGCUGCUUGGGCAGUGGCUUCUGCGGCGAGGAGCCCUGCACUUUGCCGUGCCAUUGGAAAGAUCAAAGCCGAGGGACAAAUAUAUGGGAAGCGAAAACUCAAGGACGGACUGAAAGAUGUGGCUGCAGCAAAGGUUGAUACCAGUUCCUUGUCAUUGCCCAAUCCAAUGGAAACUAAGCCUGUGUUUAUUCCUGAAGCAACAGAAAAGGGAAAAUCAGUGAAACUUUCUAAGCGUAAGCUCAAGAAACCGUCCAAGAAGGUUAAAGUUUCUAAAGGCUGCUUUCAAGACAAUGGGAUGGAUGUGAUGAAACAGAUGCCUAGUGUGACUACCACUGGAGAUGGCCCAAACGCUCUCUCUCUCCAGCCGAAUUCGUCAAGCAUGCCGGUGGAAAGGAUGUCAAAAACCCACUGAAGCACAUCACUGUCUUCCCCAGCUUCUAGUCCUUUUAUAUAGUUACUGGCGGUGGCUUUUGUCACCCCUUUUGAAAUGUUUCCAAAUGAACAGCCUGAACUAAGUAAUAAUCUUUUAUGUGUUACUUGCC
This is a messenger RNA of Juglans regia (Persian walnut), 1441 nucleotides long. RefSeq lists its product as uncharacterized. The record is from RefSeq and is a predicted model, not a curated record. The coding region runs from base 1 to 1311 and encodes 436 amino acids. Gene Ontology annotation, cellular component: nucleus. The transcript is spliced from 5 exons. NCBI's taxonomy places the organism in Eukaryota, Viridiplantae, Streptophyta, Magnoliopsida, Fagales, Juglandaceae. Gene Ontology annotation, biological process: negative regulation of DNA-templated transcription; response to abscisic acid; signal transduction.